GCCGGGAUCAAAAUGUUGAGUUUCAAAAGCAUUCUUGAUACAUAAGAAAACCUUGUCACCCACCACAGCUCAGUAGGUCUUAUAGAAAGCUGCAUGAAAACCAUCCGACCCCGAGGCCUUUAAAGAUCUCAUUUCAAGAAAACCCCAUCUUUAGAGACCUCCCAUACCAAAUCACCCUUGAGAUGUUCAGGGAUAAACGACAAGUUCGGUGUUGGCAAGCAGGAAGUGUCAACCUCAACGGUCUCCGCAAACAAGCCUCUAAAGUACUCAAUCGCUCCAGCCUGAAGAACAUCCGUGCCCUUGCACACAGACCCAUAUGGAAAAGUGAGGCUAAUUAUACGAUUCCUCUUUCGACGAAUGGAAAUCGCAUGGAAAAAAAAAAACAGUAUUAAAAUUUAACCAAAAAUAUUUUCUUCACUAAUUUCUAUUUUCAUUGAAAAUUGAAUCAAGAAAAUGAGUAAUAACAAUAAAAAAAGGUGACACUGCGCUAGAAAUUUUCCUUUUCCGAAAAACACUUUUCAACGUCCGGCACCACCACCACCCACCAGCGCCACGAUUUCCCUUUCAGAUCUCGACCUUCUUCUCUUCCUUCCGCAUCUUCCAUUUUCAUCUCUCUGUUCAGCAACUUCAAAUUUCACUUUCCAUUUCGGGAUGAAAAUCGCAUAAUUUAAUUAUUAUUUUUUUAUAUAAUUUUUUCCAUAACUACUCACUCACCCACGCAACCGUAGCAUCCGUCGUGGAUCGGGGUUUUUCUGAUCUUCCGCGCUGAUCUCGAUGGCUGCUCCACCAGCAAGAGCUCGCGCCGAUUACGAUUACCUUAUCAAGCUUCUUCUCAUCGGUGAUAGCGGUGUUGGUAAAAGUUGCCUUCUUUUGCGUUUCUCAGAUGGAUCUUUUACAACUAGUUUUAUCACAACCAUUGGCAUUGAUUUCAAAAUAAGGACCAUAGAGCUUGACGGCAAGCGAAUCAAGUUGCAAAUAUGGGAUACAGCUGGUCAAGAGCGGUUUCGAACUAUUACAACUGCUUACUACCGUGGAGCCAUGGGUAUUUUGCUAGUUUAUGAUGUCACUGAUGAGUCAUCUUUUAACAACAUCAAGAAUUGGAUUCGCAACAUUGAGCAGCAUGCUUCUGACAAUGUCAACAAGAUCUUAGUGGGGAAUAAGGCUGACAUGGAUGAAAGCAAAAGGGCUGUUCCAACAUCAAAAGGUCAAGCUUUGGCAGAUGAAUAUGGCAUCAAGUUUUUCGAAACUAGUGCAAAAACUAAUUUGAAUGUGGAUGAGGUUUUCUUCUCAAUAGCCCGGGACAUCAAACAAAGGGUUGCAGAUAACGACUCAAAGGCUGAGCCCCAGACGCUCAAGAUUAACCAACCAGACCAAGGUGCAGGGUCUGCUCAAGCAGCCCAAAAAUCUGCUUGCUGUGGCUCUUAAAGCGAAACUCGUGGAAAUUCAUUUGACCCAGAAAGUUAUUUCGUAUUAAUGACUUACAUCAGUGCUUGUACUGUUCUCUUAUUAUUUCUUAGUUGCUAGUUGCUACUCAUUUGGUGUGAAUUGUACAUCCUUCCAUGUCUGGAAUUAUUUAUAUAUCAAGUUAUUGUUGUGUCUA
This is a messenger RNA of Lotus japonicus, 1600 nucleotides long. RefSeq names its product ras-related protein RABE1a. The record is from RefSeq and is a predicted model, not a curated record. Gene Ontology annotation, molecular function: GTPase activity; GTP binding. The coding region runs from base 775 to 1425 and encodes 216 amino acids. Gene Ontology annotation, cellular component: plasma membrane. Lineage: Eukaryota; Viridiplantae; Streptophyta; Magnoliopsida; Fabales; Fabaceae. The transcript has 8 exons. Gene Ontology annotation, biological process: protein secretion; regulation of exocytosis.